AUGUCCACACCUCAAACUCCAUGGCACGCCGCCUAUCCGGCCCCCAGGAACGUCGCAGCCAAGCUACCCCGCCAUGAGCUACUGCAAUGGCUCAAGGAGGGUAAACAACCGGGAAAGGACUUUGUGCUAGUAGAUCUGCGACGCGCAGAUUUCGAGGGAGGCACCAUCCGGGGUUCCUUAAACCUCCCCGCCCAGAGUCUCUAUCCCACCAUUCCUACCCUAUACACGCUUCUAUCGGCGAGUAAGGUGGAGAAUAUCAUUUGGUAUUGUGGGUCAUCCGCAGGCCGUGGCACGCGGGCCGGCGGCUGGUUCGCAGACUAUCUUCAGGAUCAAGGAGACACGGCCCUGAAGAGCCUGGUCCUGGAAGGUGGGAUCAAAGGCUGGGCUGCUGCAGGCCCGGAAUAUACGGAGCUUAUGGACGAAUAUGAUGCCUCAUUUUGGGCAAAGUUCUCUUCUGGAUGUGAGUAG
Aspergillus bombycis is the source of this 468-nucleotide messenger RNA. RefSeq names its product putative arsenate reductase (Arc2). Gene Ontology annotation, cellular component: cytoplasm; nucleus. Gene Ontology annotation, molecular function: protein tyrosine phosphatase activity. Bases 1 to 468 code for a protein of 155 amino acids. The transcript is spliced from 3 exons. Lineage: Eukaryota; Fungi; Ascomycota; Eurotiomycetes; Eurotiales; Aspergillaceae. The record is from RefSeq and is a predicted model, not a curated record.